CCUGCUGCUGUCGCUGUUCUGGUGCUGGCUCUGCCCCAGCCCCUUGGGCUGCCCUGCCCACCAGGCCCAUGCAGCUGCUCGGGCUCCUCGGCCUCCUCUGGAUGCUCAGGGCCUCCCCAGGGGCCACAGGAACCUUAUCCACGGCCACGGCCACCUCCCAUGCACUUCCCCCCAGGACAGAUGCAGCCCACACUGUACUCAGUUCCCCCCCGCCCUCCUCUCCCACUCCUGGCAAUAAGGAAAACACACCCACCCCUCUCACCACCUCCCCUCAUGAUAAGCCCAUUCCUGAGACACUGAUCAAAUCUCCCAUCCGUUCCAACACCUCAACAAUCCCCCCGUCCAAGUUUGUCUUCAAGGUUGAAACCACCCCACCCACCGUCUUUGUCUAUGCAGCCACCACAGAGUGCGUAUAUCCAACGAGUUUCAUAGUCACCACCUCCUACCCCACCACCACCUGUGUGACUGUGACCCAGGCGUCCUUCACCAGCUCUUACACCUCCAGUCCCGUGACACAGAGGCCAGCCACAACCGUCACCAGCACUUCCCCUAUUACCACCACUGAGAAAGUGACCUCAGCCGUCACAUCUUCUCUCACCACCAGCACUGCCACAGCCCCACCCUCCUCCUCUGCCACAGCCACGGCCACGACCCUCCACACCAUGAUUUCCUCUGCAACUGGAACCACAAGAAGGACGACCCUGACCCCUGCAGGUGUCCAUACAACCAAGUCCCCUACCCCAGAAAUUACUCCUGUCUCUGCCACUACCUCUUCUCUAGAUACUAUAAAACCCUUCUUAACAACAGGAACUAAUGACAGAUCCUCACCUACCACCAGGACCACCCUGACCACAACGGCCAUGAUUCCAACUUCAUUUCCUAACACCAGUGGGACAUUGAAAACAGAAACUAUCACAACCCACUCUACCACCUCUACAAGGUGGGAGUUCUUCCACAGCCAACAGCUCUACCCCUAUGACAACCAGCACCUUAACGAUACCCACUGGACCACUAAUACACGGACUACAAUCACAGACCUGAGCUCAACACCUACUGUUCCCAGUACCUCAGCAACCUUCACAAAUAUCAGCCCAUCAUCUCCUCCUACCCAGAAUACAGAAAUCACAUCCCUUGUUAGCACAAGCCCAACCACAACUCCCACUGUGACAACUACUCUCACAAGUACUGAGAACCUCCCGACAACUUCUCUCACUACGGAAAUUCCAAUCACUUCUGCAUUCCCCUCUUCCAAGGCUGACAGCACUACUCCCACAGAGACUGUCUCCUCAACUUCGGCCACCACAAACACACUACACACAACAGCUGGAUCCAUCCCUACACUCACCACCACCAACACACUCACAUCACCAACAACCACGGAAAAACCUCCGUCCACUGGAGCACCCACACCCACAGGCCCGGCGACCCUCACCAGCCCUAGAGCCACAUCCACCGUGAAAACCGCCCUGACUCCCACCACCCAUGUUUCCACAGAAUCUCACACAACAGAUAUUACUUCUACUUCCCCCAAAACCUACUCAACCACUCCUACAAAUACAGUGACUUUCAGGACCACCACAAGCUCUCCUCCCACAACCACCAACGUUUUGACAUCACCUACCAGUAUGACUGCAUCUUCUGCACCUGUUCCAAGCACAGAACUGCUCACCAGCGGGACCAUGCAAACAUUCACCACCCCUCAGUCUACCUUGCUUACCACACACCCUACUACAAACACCAGGUCGACACCUACAUCGGAGACCACCUACCCCAACGCUCCCACCAGCACUGUCACACACUCCACCACUGACGUCACCUCUAUCACCACUGUGACAGACACUGAAUCCACCACAACCUCUCUCAAACCCUCGUCUCCCUCUCUCCCAACGACAGAAACAGCAAAGACUGCUACAUCACACUCGGUGACAGAGGUGACCCUGUCCACCCCACAUAGCAUUCCCAGCUUCACUUCCUCAGAUGUCUACUCCACAGUCAGCAUGGCCACCACUGCCAUCACCUCACCUACCACUACAGGGAGCACCAUGGUCACUUCCACAAUGGUGACCCCUUCUACUCUGAGUUCAGAUAUUCCUACCCCAACACUGACAACUAUCACCCCCUCAUCCCAGGGCACCACAGGUGUAUUGACUAUGUUGACAGACCUCACCUCAACACCCACUGUUCCCAGUACCUCAGCAACCUUCACAAACAUCAGCCCAUCAUCUCCAACUGUCCAGAAUACAGAAAUCACAUCCCUUGUUAGCACAAGCCCCACCACAACUCCCACUGUGACAACUACUCUCACAAGUACUGAGAACCCCCGGACAACUUCUCUCACUACGGAAAUUCCAGUCACCUCUGCAUUCCCUUCUUCCACCACUGACAGCACCACUGCUACACAGACGGUAACCUCUACCUUAGCCACCACACACACACUGCAGACAACAGCUGGAUCCAUCCCCUCACUCACCACCACCAACACACUCACAACACCCACAACUGCGGAAAAACCUCUGUCCACUGGAGCACCCACACCCACAGGCCCAGCGACCCUCACCAGCCAAAGAGCCACAUCCACCGUGAAAACUUCACUGACCCCCACCACCCAUGUUUCCACAGAAUCUCUCACGACAGAUAUUACUUCUACUGCCCCCAUCACCUAUUCAACCACUCCUACAAAUACAGUGACUUCCCGGGCCACCACCAGCUCUCCUCCCACUACCACCACCGUUUUAACAUCAACUACCAGUACGACUGCAUCUUCUACACCUGUUCCAAGCACAGAGCCCGUCACCAGCGGGACCACGCAGACAUUCACCACCCCUCAGUCUACCUUGCUUACCACACACCCUACUACAAACACCAGGUUGAUACCUACAUCGGAGACCACCUACCCCAACACUCCCACCAGCACUGUCACACACUCCACCACUGACGUCCCCUCUACUACCACUGUGACAGACAUAAAAUCCACUACCAUGGCUCUUACACUGUCAUCGAGGUCUCUCCCAACCACAGAAACAGUGAAGACGGCUACCACACACUCAGUCACAGCAGUGACCCUGUCGACCCCACAUAUCACUCCCAGCUUCACUUCCUCGGACAUCUACUCCACAGUCAGCAAGUCCACCACUGCCAUCACCUCACCUACCACUACCUCGAGCACCCUGCUGACCUCCACAACAGUGACUGCAUCUACUCUGAGUACAGACAUGCCUGAGAGUAGAAGGGGCCCAUUGUGUUCAGAUAUUCCUACCCCAACACUGACAACUAUCACCCCCUCAUCCCAGGGCACCACAGGUGUAUUGACUAUGUUGACAGACCUCACCUCAAUACCCACUGUUCCCAGUACCUCAGCAACCUUCACAAACAUCAGCCCAUCAUCUCCAACUGGCCAAAAUACAGAAAUCACAUCCCUUGUUAGCACAAGCCCAACCACAACUCCCACUGUGACAACUACUGUCAUAAGUACUGCGAACCCCCGGACAACUUCUCUCACUACCGAAAAUCCAGUCACCUCUGCAUUCCCCUCUUCUACCAGUGAUAGCACCACUCCCACAGAGACUGUCUCCUCUACUUCGGCCACCAUCCACACACUGCAGACAACAGCUGGAUCCAUCCCCACACUCACCACCACCAACACACUCACAUCACCCACAACUACGGAAAAACCUCCAUUCACUGGAGCACCCACACCCACAGGCCCAGCGACCCUCACCAGCCAAAGAGCCACAUCCACCAUGAAAACCUCGCUGACUCCCAUCACCCAUGUUUCCACAGAAUCUCUCAUGACAGACAUUACUUCUACUCCCUCGGUCACCUAUUCAACCACUCCUACAAAUACAGUGACUUCCCGGGCCACCACCAGAUCUCUUCUCACCACCACCAAUGUUUUAACAUCACCUACCAGUACGACUGCAUCUUCUACACCUGUUCCAAGCACAGAGCCCGUCACCAGUGGGACCACGCAGACAUUCACCACCCCUCAGUCUACCUUGCUUACCACACACCCUACUACAAACACAAGGUUGACACCUCCAUCGGAGACCACUUACCCCAACCUUCACAUCAGCACUGUCACACACUCCACCACUGACGUCCCCUCUACCACCACUGUGACAGACACAAAAUCCACUAUGAUGGCUCUUACAUCCUCCUCUCCUUCUGUCUCAACCACAGAAAGAGCGAAGACUGCUACCACACACUCGGUCACAGCAGUGACCCAGUCCACCCCACAUAGCACUCCCAGCUUCACUUCCUCAGAUGUCUACUCCACAGUCAGCAUGGCCACCACUGCCAUCACCUCACCUACCACUACAGGGAGCACCGUGGUCACUUCCACAAUGGUGACCCCUUCUACUCUCAAUUCUGAUAUUCCUCCCCCAACACUGGCAACUAUCACCCCUUCAUCCCAGGGCACCACAGGUGUAUUGACUAUGUUGACAGACCUCACCUCAACACCCACUGUUCCCAGUACCUCAGCAACCUUCACAAACAUCAGCCCAUCAUCUCCAACCAUCCAGAAUACAGAAAUCACAUCCCCUGUUAGAACAAGCCCAACCACAACUCCCACUGUGACAACUACUCUCACAAGUACUGAGAACCUUCCCACAACUUCUCUCACUACGGAAAUUCCAGUCACCUCUGCAUUCCCCUCUUCUACAAUUCACAAUACCACUCCCACAGAGACUGUCUCCUCUACUUCGGCUACCAUCCACACAGUGCAGACAACAGCUGGAUCCAUCCCCACACUCACCACCACUAACACACUCACAACACCCACAACUACGGAAACACCUCCGUCCACUGGAGCACCCACACCCACAGGCCCAGCCACCCUCAGCAGCUCAAGAGCCACAUCCACUGCAAAAACUUCUCUGACUCCCACCACCCAUGUUUCCACAGAAUCUCUCAUGACAGAUGUUGCUUCUACUCCCCCCAACACCUACUCAACCACUCCUACAAAUACAGUGACUUCCCAGGCCACCACUAGCUCCCUUCCCACCACCACCAGUGUUUUAACAUCAUCUACCAGUACGACUGCAUCUUCUACAUCUGUUCCAAACACAGAACCAGUCACCAGUGUGACCACGCAGACAUUCACCACCCCUCCGUCUACCUUGCUUACCACACACCCUACUACAGACACCAGGUCUACACCUACAUCGGAGACCACCUACCCCAACCUUCCCUCUAUCCCUGUCACACACUCCACCACUGACAUGACCUCUACCACCACUGUGACAGACACAAAAUCCACUAUUACGGCUUUUACACCCUUGUCUCCCUCCUUCCCAACCACAGAAACAGUGAAGACUGGUACCACACACUCGGUCACAGCAGUGACCCUGUCCACCCCACAUAGCACUCCCAGCUUCACUUCCUCAGAUGUCUACUCCACAGUCAGCAUGGCCACCACUGCCAGCACCUCACCUACCACUACUGUGGGCACCCUGCCGCCCUCCACAAUGGUGACUGCAUCUACUCUGACCACACAGUCCAACUGCCAUGACGACUUCAAGGAAGUUGACACACUCGGCCCCACCAACCAGGAGAACUUCAGCCCCACCGGUGCCUACUACCCAGACUCCCACCACCCUUACGUCACCCAAGACAACUUCGACCACUACUCAGAUGACCACACAGACAAGGCUGACAACUACCCCAGGUUGGACCUCCUGCCUCCCUGCACCUGUGACAAUGGUGGCACCUGGGAACGAGGCCUGUGCCUUUGUCUCCCAGGGUACUCUGGGGACCGCUGUCAGUUCCAGGAGAUCAGGUGUCAGAAUGGGGGCACAUGGGAUGGCCUUAAGUGUCAGUGCCCAAGCACCUUCUAUGGCUCCCUCUGCGAGUAUGCUGUGGAACAGGUAGAUCUAGAGAAAGUGGACGCUGAAGUGGGCAUGGAGGUAUCUGUCGACGAGGUGUUCUCCCCAGACCUCAAUGACAACACUUCUAAGGCCUACGAGGAUUUCAGCAACACUUUCCGGAAUCAGAUGCAGAAGAUUUACCAAAAUGUGCAGGGGUUCAAGGAGGUGCAGAUCCUGUCCCUAAGGAAUGGCAGCAUCGUGGUGGACUACCUGGUCCUGCUGGAGCUGUCCUUCAGCUCCCAGCUGGACAGCGAGUAUGAGAAGGUGAAAACGGCCCUGAAAGAGGAGCUUCAGAACUCCAGCCAGGAUGAGGACAGCUGCCACAGCAAACAGACUCUGUGUUUUAAGCCUGACUCCAUCAAGGUGAACAACAACACUAGGACAGAGCUGACCCCAGAAGCCAUCUGCCGUCGCGCCGCACCCAAGGGCUAUGAGGAGUUCUACUUCCCCUUGGUGGAGGUGAACCGGCUCCGAUGCGUCACCAAAUGCACGUCGGGCGUGGAUGGCGCCAUAGACUGCAACCAGGGCCAGUGCGUCCUGGAGCUGAGCGGUCCCGCGUGCCGGUCCUGGGAGGAGGACAGGAAGUGGCUCGAGAUCUGGGACGAGGACAACGUGGGUACUUUUUCAAACAUGGGCUUCGAGGACGACAAGAUAGUUUCCUCUGGGAGCUCUGGGACCCAGGUCAGGGGAGGAUCCACAACCCCCUCAGGCAGUACAGGGUCACCAUACAGCACCGUGUCAACUGCUGGCUCUUCCACACCGGAGUUUGGUGAAGGCUCUAGCCCGGCUUCUCCUCUCUCCACAGUGUUCCCUUGGAGCUCUGGCACCACAGGCCUCAGUGGGGGAUCCACAAUCCCCUCAAGCAGUGUAGGCUCACCUCACAGCACCCUGUCAGCUGCUGGCUCUUCCACAACAGGCCUCAGUGAAGGAUCUACAAGUGCCUCAACCAGCCCGGCUUCUCCUGUCUCCACAGUGUCCCCUGGGAACUCUGUCACCCCCGGCCACAGUGCGGGAUCCACAACCCCCUCAAGCAGUGCUGUCUCACCUCACAGCACUGUGUCAGCUGCUGGCUCUUCCACAUCGGGCCUCAGUGAAGGAUCUACAAGCGCCUCAAUGAGCCCAGCUCUUCCCCUCUCUACCGUGUCGCCUGGGAGCUCUGGCACCACUGGCUUUGGCACGGGAUCCACAACCCCCUCAGGCAGUGUAGGCUCACCACACAGCACUGUGUCAGCUGCUGGCUCUUCCACAACAGGCCUCAGUGAAGGAUCCACAAGUGCCUCAAUGAGCCCGGCUUCUCUCUCAACAGUGUCCCCUGAGAGCUCUGUCACUCCGAGCCCUGGGGGGGAAUCCACAACCCCCUCAGGCAGUGCAGGCUCACCACACAGCACAGUGUCAGCUGCUGGCUCCUCCACACCAGGCCUCAGUGAAGGAUCUACAAGAGCCUCAACUAGCCCCUCUUCCCGUUUCCCAACCAUAUCUCCUGGGAGCUCUGGCACCACAGGCUUCGGUGGGGGAUCCACAACCCCCUCAGACAGUGUAGGCUCACCACACAGCACCGUGUCAGCUUUUGCCUCUUCCACACCAGGCCUCAGUGAAGGAUUUACAAGCAAUGCAACCAGCCCAGCUUCUGCUCUCUCCACAGUGUCCCCUGGGAGCGCUGGCACCCCAGCCCUUGGUGCGGGAUCCACAGCCCCCUCAAGCAGUGCAGGCUCACCACACAGCACCACGUCAGCUGCUGGCUCUUCCACACCUGGGGUCAGUGAUCGAUCUACAGUUGCCUCAAGGAGCCCGGCUUCCCCUCUCUCCACAGUGUCCCCCGGGAGCUCUGGCACCACAUCCCUUGGUGCGGGAUCCACAACCCCCUUAAGCAGCGCAAGUUCGGCUUAUGCAACACUGUUCUCCGACAGCACCCCAACCUCAGGCCUCAGCCGUCAAUCCACAAGCUUCCGAAGCAGUUUUGGCUCUACACACAUCACACAAUCACCCAACACUUCCCCUUCUCCUGGAAUUGCUGAGGGAUCUACCACUCUACAAGGCAGCUCCGCCCCUGCACACACAGCAGCGUCACCAGUGAGCUCUACAACAGCAGGGUCCAGCCAGGAAUCUACGUCGUUUCCAGGCAACCUGGGUUCCUCGCACACAACAGUGUCUUCUAAUGUUUCCACCCCCUCAGGCCUGGGCGAAACAUCCACAGGGUUGCUCAGUGUCCCCAGCACCACUCACGCCACAGGGCCAGCCAACAGCUCCGGAACCCCUGGCCUGGGUGAAACAUCGACCCCAUUCCACAGCAGCCCGGGCUCAACUCCCACAACGGUGCCAUCUGGGAGCUCCCCUGCCCCGGGCCCUGGUGGCUUCUCUACCGCAUUCCCAAGCAGCCCCGGCUCCCCACACACGACAGUGUCACCUGCCGCUUCCGCCACUCCUGGACCCAGCGAGGCAUGGACAACUUCCCAGAGCAGCCCAGGCUCAAAGGACCAAACGGAGUCUCCUGACACCUCCCCAACGGCAGGUCCCGGGGACGCAUCUACCCAUAUCCCCGGCAGCCCGGGCACACUGCAGACCGCAUUCACCACUGAGAGUGUACACACCUCAUUUCCAGGUUCUGCCUCUUCCGGUUCAAGUAUUUCUGGCUUCUCCUCCACAGCAGUGUCCGAGUCUCCUUCAGCCCUCACAACUUCUGGUGGUUUUCCUUGGCUAUCACCGACUUCCCCUCCGUCCACUGCUUCUGCAGUUUCUGGGUUCAACACUACUUCCAGUCUUCUUUCGUCGUUCACUAGUUCCCGCACAGCUGUCACAGACACGGACUCUCCAGCUGUGACAUCGUGGAACUGCCAGGAUGGGACAACAUGGAAUGGAAAAGAGUGUGUCUGUCCCCAAGGCUACUUUGGUUACCAGUGUCAGACCCCCUUGGAAUCCUUCUUAAUAGACGUCCCGGGAAAGAUCAACGCCACUUUAGGUGUGAUAGUGAAAGUGGUUUACAAGAUUUUCACAGAAGACCUGAAUAACACGGCUUCCCAGGCAUACUUAAAUUUUGUUGAACUAUUCAAGAAAGAGAUGGAUAAAGUUUACUCAGGCAACGACCUUCCUGAGUAUAAAGGUGUCAUCAUUAGGGAACUUUCCAAUGGCAGCAUUGUGGUGAAAUAUGACGUCGUCCUGGAGGCGAACUACACCGCACAGUAUAAGCAACUGUUUGAAAACCUCACCAAGAUCGCAAAAGCCAAGAUUGUGACUGCAACCAAAAAAAUUCCUGGUGAUAUUGAUGAGUGCCAAGCAGAGUCCACACUGUGCUACAGUGAGAAGGACACUUCCGUGGAUGAGGCCGUGCAGCUAGGCUUCAACUUCCAGGAGCAAUGCACCCAGAAUGCUGCCCAGGAGUUUGCGAAGUUCUACUAUGUGGAUGUACUGGAUGGGAAGCUGGCCUGUGUGACCAAGUGCACCUCGGGGACACAGUCGCAACUGGACUGUCACAGGGGUGCAUGCCAGCUGCAGCGCAGUGGCCCCCUCUGCCUGUGUCCGAAAUCGAAUACUCAUUGGUACUGGGGAGAGACCUGUGAGUUUAGCACCAGCAAGAGCCUCGUCUACGGGGUUGUGGGGGCUGUCAUGGCUGUGCUGCUAGUCGCAGUGGUUGUCCUGGUCGUCUUCCUUGGCCUAUCUCAGAGAAAACUGCACAGGCAAAAGUACGAUGUGUCUCCAGACUGGAAAAGAGAAGACGUUGCAGGCACCUUCCAGAACACAGGCAUCUGGGAAGACAGCAAUCUGAAGGAGGACAGAUAUGGCCUUGAGAACGUCUACAGCCACUUCCGGCCCUCCUUGGAGACCGUAGACCCUGCCACAGAGCUCCGCAUCCAGAGGCCCAAAGUGGUGAUGCCCACUCGUUUGGGGGUGCUGCAGGUUUCCCGGGCUGACAUUCAUUCUGCGGGCUCCCACGAGAGCGAAGCUCCGAUGCCGAGGCUGGUGACAGUGGCGCUGUGCCUGCUGGCCCUCAUCCUCCAGCUCCCGAGCCCCCAUGCUACAGUUGAGCAGGACCUCAGAGAGAACAGGGCUGUGUGGGAUGGAGGUGGGUGCAUCUCCCCAGAGGACCUUGGGGACCCUCGGUGCCAGCAGCUGGCUGGGAGCUAUCAGGCAGGUCAUACUAAUAAUAUCACUGUAUGGGGACACACGACGAAGUCCACUGAGCCACGAGCUGGGUACAGUGACAAUAAUUCCUCACCCACAAGCACGCCAUUACAAGCUGACAACUCCGCUGCGGGCACCACACAUGGGGCCAGUCCUACUGAGUCCAGCCUACCACCUAACACGCUAGAUGAAACGACCACACUUUUCAACCCUUCUACUGAAUACAGUCCUUCACAAACAACUGAAGAUGGCAUCAGUCCCUCUCCACAGACGGACACAGUGCAAAGCAAUCCCUCAACAGCUCUUCCUCACAGUACCCCACCCAUGACGACUCCCAACGGGGCACGCACAUUUCCUGUUGAUGCCAACCCAUCCUUGACCACUGUAGUUGAAGCCAGCUCUUCUCCGACCACAGUGGAAGGCACCACCCUGUCUUGGCCAACUCCCAGUGAAGGCAGCAGUCCAUUAACUACUGUCCUCGUCAGCACGUUCCCUGGGACCAGUCCUACUGAGGCCAGCACUCCAGCAACAACUCCAGCUGCCACCACCACAUAUUUGCCCUCUUCUACAGAGGCCAUCUCAUCUUCUACCACUGUUGAAGGCACCACCGUUCCUUUGUCAACUCCGAGUCAAGGCGGCACGCCAAGUGCUAGUACUCACUUUAGCACUGCACCUGUCACGAGUCCCACUGAGGCCAGCAAACCUUCUGUUGAUGCAACCAUAUCUGUGACCCCUGUAGUUGAGUCCAGUUCUCCUACCACAAGGGAUGGCACCACCCUGCCUUGGUCAACUCCCAGUGAAGGCAGCAGUCCAUUAACAACUGUCCUUGUCAGCACCUUGGCUGGGACCAGUACACCUGAGGCCAGCACACCUCCUGUUGAUGCUACCACAUCUUUGACCACUGUCAUUCAGGGCCGUUCUUCCCCUACAACAGUGGAAGGCACCACCCUGUCUUUGUCAACUCCCAGUGAAGGCAGCAGUCCAUUAACAACUGUCCUCAUCAGCACAUUCCCUGGGACCAGUCCUAGUGAGGCCAGCACUCCAGCAACAACUCCAGUUGCUACCACCACAUAUUUGCCCACGACUACACAGACCAUCUCAUUUUCUACCACUGUUCAAGGCAACACCAUAACUUUGUCAACUCUGAGUGAAGGCGGGAUGCCAAGUGCAAGUACCCUCUUUAGCACCGCACCUGGCACCAGUGCCACCAAGGCCAGCACACCUCCUGUUGAUGCCACCACAUCUGUGACCCCUGUAGUUGAGUCUAGUUCUUCAGCGACCACAGUUGAUGGCACCACCCUGCCUUCGUCAACUCCCAGUGAAGGCAGCAGUCCAUUAACAACUGUCCUUGUCAGCACCUUGCCUGGGACCAGUGCCCCUGAGACUAGCACACCUCCUGUUGAUGCCACCACAUCUUUGACCACUGUAUUUGAAGCCAGUUCUUCUCCUACCACAGUGAAAGGCACCACCCUGCCUUGGUCAACUCCCGGUGAAGGCAGCAGUCCAUUAGCUACUGUCCUUGCCAGCACCAAACCUGGGACCAGUCCCCAUGAGGCCAGCACAACUUCUAUUGAUGCCACCACAUCUUUGACCACUGUAGUUGAGUCCAGUUCUUCUCCUACCACAGUGGAAGGAACCACCCUGCCUUUGUCAACUCCCAGUGAAGGCAGCAGUCCAUUAACAACUGUGCUUGUCAGCACGUUCCCUGGGACCAGUCCUACAGAGGCCAGCACACCAGCAGCAACUUCAGGAUCUACCACCACAUAUUUGCCCACGGCUACAGAGGCCAUCUCAUCUUCUACCACGGUUGAAGGCAACACCAUACCUUUGUCAACUCAGAGUCAAAGUGGCACUCCAAGUGCAAGUACCUUCUUUAGCCCUUCACCUGCCACCAGUGCCACUGACGCCAGCACACCUCCUAUUGAUGCCACCACAUCUGUGACCCCUGUAGUUGAGUCCAGUUCUUCAGUGACCACAGUUGAUGGCACCACCCUGCCUUCGUCAACGCCUAGUGAAGGCAGCAGUCCAUUAACAACUGUACUUGUCAGCACCUUGCCUGGGACCAGUGCCCCUGAGACUAGCACACCUCCUGUUGAUGCCACCACAUCUUUGACCACUGUAUUUGAAGCCAGUUCUUCUCCUACCACAGUGGAAGGCACCACCCUGUCUUGGUCAACUCCCAGUGAAGGCAGCAGUCCAUUAUCUACUGUCCUUGCCAGCACUUUACCUGGGACCAGUCCCCAUGAGGCCAGCACAACUUCUAUUGAUGCCACCACAUCUUUGACCACUGUCAUUCAGGGCAGUUCUUCUCCUACAAUAGUGGAUGGCACCACCUUGCCUUUGUCAACUCCCAGUGAAGGCAGCAGUCCAUUAACAACUGUGCUUGUCAGCACGUUCCCUGGGACCAGUCCUACUGAGGCCAGCACACCAGCAGCAACUCCAGGUUAUACCACCACCUAUUUGUCCACGGCUACAGAGGCCAUCUCAUCUUCUACCACUGUAGAAGGCACCACCAUAACUUUGUCAACUCAGAGUGAAGGCGGCAUGCCAAGUGCAAGUACCCUCUUUAGCACUGCACCUGGCACCAGUGCCACCGAGUCCAGUUCUUCAACGACCACAGUUGAUGGCACCAUCCUGCCUUCGUCAACUCCCAGUGAAGGCAGCAGUCCAUUAACAACUGUACUUGUCAGCACCUUGCCUGGGACCAGUGCCCCUGAGACUAGCACACCUCCUGUUGAUGCCACCACAUCUUUGACCACUGUAUUUGAAGCCAGUUCUUCUACCACAGUGGAAGGAACUACCCUGUCUUGGUCAACUCCCAGUGAAGGCAGCAGUCCAUUAUCAACUGACAUUGGGAGCACCGUACCUGGGACUGGUCCCCAUGAGGUCAGCACACCUUCUAUUGAUGCCACCACAUCUUUGACCACUGUUGUUGAUGGCAAUUCCUCUCCUACCACAGUGGAAGGCACCACCCUGCCUUUGUCAACUCCCAGUGAAGGCAGCAGUCCAUUAACAACUGUGCUUGUCAGCACGUUCCCUGGGACCAGCCCUACUGAGGCCAGCACACCAGCAGCAACUCCAGGUUCUACCACCACAUAUUUGCCCACGUCUACAGAGGCCAUCUCAUCUUCUACCACUGUAGAAGGCACCACCGUUCCUUUGUCAACUCCGAGUCAAGGCGGCACGCCAAGUGCUAGUACCCUCUUUAGCACUUCACCUAUCACCAGGGCUACUGAGGCCAGCACACCUCCUAUUGAUGCCACCACAUCUGUGACCCCUGCAGUUGAGUCCAGUUCUCUUACCACAGUGGCAGACACCACCCUGCCUUGGUCAACUCCCAGUGAAGGCAGCAGUCCACCAACAACUCUCCUUGCGAGCACCUUACCUGGGACCAGUCCCAAUGAGGCCAGCACAACUUCCAUUGAUGUCACCACACCUUUGACCACUUUAGUUGAGUCCAGUUCUUCUCCUACCACAGUGGAAGGCACCACCCUGCCUUUGUCAACUCCCAGUGAAGGCAGCAGUCCAUUAACAACUGUCCUUGUCAGCGUCUUGCCUGGGACCAUUGCCCCUGAGACUAGCACACCUCCUGUUGAUGCCACCACAUCUUUGACCACUGUAGUUGAAGCCAGUUCUUCUCCUACCACAGUGGAAGGAACCACCCUGUCUUGGUCAACUCCCAGUGAAGGCAGCAGUCCAUUAACAACUGUGCUUGUCAGCACGUUCCCUGGGACCAGUCCUACUGAAGCCAGGACACCAGCGACAACUCCAGCUGCUACCAAUACAUAUUUGCCCACUUCUACAGCGGCCAUCUCAUCUUCUACCUCUGUUGAAGGCACCACCAUACCUUUGUCAAGUCCGCAUCAAGGCAGCACACCAAGUUCUAGUACCCUCUUUAGCACUGUGUCUGUCACGAGUCCCACUGAGGCCAGCACACCUCCUAUUGAUGCCACCACAUCUGUGACCCCUGUUGUUGAGUCCAGUUCUUCUUCUACCACAGUUGAUGGCACCACCCUGCCUUCGUCAACUCCCAGUGAAGGCAGCAGUCCAUUGACAACUGUCCCUGUCAGCACCUUGGCUGGGACCAGUGCUACUGAGGCCAGCAUACCUCCUGUUGAUGCCACCACAUCUUUCACCACUGUAUUUGAAGCCAGUUCUUCUCCAACCACAGUGGAAAAAACCACUCUGCCUUUGUCAACUCCCAGUGAAGGCAGCAGUCCAUUAGCUACUGUCCUUGCCAGCACCUUACCUGGGACCAGUCCCAAUGAGGCCAGCACACCUUCCAUUGAUGCCACCACAUCUUUGACCACUGUAGUUGAGGGCAGUUCUUCUCCUACCACAGUGGAAGACACCACUCUGCCUUCAUCAACUCCCAGUGAAGGCAGCAGUCCAUUAUCUACUGUCCUUGUCAGCACGUUCCCUGGGACCGGUCCUACUGAGGCCAGCACACCAGCAGCAACUCCAGGUUCUACCACCACAUAUUUGCCCACUUCUCCAGAGGCCAUCUCAUCUUCUACCACUGUUGAAGGGGCUACCGUACCAUUGUCAACUUCGAGUGAAGGCAGCACGCCAAGUGCAAGUACCCUCUUUAGCCCUUCACCUGGCACCAGUGCUACUGAGGCCAGCACACCUCCUAUUGAUGCCACCACAUCUGUGACCUCUGUUGUUGAAGCCAGUUCUUUUCCUACAACAGUGGAAGACACCACCCUGCCUUUGUCAACUCCCAGUGAAGACAGCAGUCCUUUAACAACUGUCCUUGUCAGCACCUUGCCUUGGACCAUUGCUACUGAGGCCAGCACACCCGUUGUUGAUGCCACCACAUCUUUCACCAAUGUAGUUGAAGCCAGUUCUUUUCCUACAACAGUGGAUGGCACCACCCUGCCUUUGUCAACUCCCAGUGAAGACAGCAGUCCAUUAACAACUGUCCUUGUCAGCACCUUCCCUGGAACCAAUCCCACUGAGUUCAGCACACCAGUAACAAGUCUUGUUGACACGAGCAAACCUUUCACCUCUUCUACUGAGUCCAGUUCUUCUGCUACAACUUAUCAAGCCACCUCUAUAUCUGUGUGGACAGAUACAGCAGAAAGCAGCCCUCCAACAACUCAUCUUGAUACUACCCCAUGUGGCAGCAGUCCCACGGAGUCCAGCACAGCUCCUGUUUUUGCCACCACAGCUUCUACUACUGUAGUUGAAGCCAGCUCAUCUCCUACCUCAGUAGUAGUUAGCACAAUGCCUAUGUCUACAGCCAGUGAAGGAAGCACUCCAGUAACUAGUGUCCUUGUCACCAACCUACCUGGGACCAGUCCUUCUGAGAGUAUCACAGCAUCAACAGCUGUGGACACCACUAUACUUUUAACAACAUCUCCUGACACCAUUUCUUCUCAUAUACCUAUUGAAGACACCACUACAUCGGUGUCAACUGGUACAGAAGGAAUCACCCGUAGGACAACAAGUUUUGUUAGCAACCCUCCUGUGACCACUUCUGUUGUUGUCACUGCUGCAACAAGUGUUGCUGGGUCUUCCCCUGUGACAACUUUCACCCAAGUCACCACACCAUCAACCAGUAACAGUGGUGCCACCACAUCUUUUUCAACUGCUGAGGAAGUCACAAUCAGUGCAACGACUAUUGGUGACAGCUCCACAUCUGUGUCCAUGUCUACUGCACCCAGCACACCUGCCACCACCAACAGUGGCUUCAUGACCUCUGCUUCAACUCCCCUUGUGGCCAGUACACCUGCCACCUCCACCUCUGUCAGCACCAGUCCUGGGGCCCCUCCAUCAGAAUCCAGCGUGCCAUCCACCAUUGCCUCUCACACCACCUCUGCCACGUUCCCUCCUGCCCCCUCCAGCAGACCCCCACCAACUUCUGCCUCCUCCACACCUGUGACCCCUGCCACCACAACAACCAGGUCAAAAACCAGCACAACGACUACACCCAAGUCCACGGUGUCUACCCCUACUGUCCCCACCAGGCCCUCGACUUCUACAGUGAGACCCACUCUCGCCCCAACUCCUGCUGUGGUCAAGUGCCAGAAUGGAGGCAUCUGGGAUGGGAUCAAGUGCGUGUGCCCCAGCCCAUACUAUGGGCAGAAGUGUGAGGAAGUCUUCGACAGUCUCGAGAUGGAGCCAGUCUUGGCCCAAGUGGAAACGACCGUGACGGUGACCAACGAGGAGUUCACCGAAGAACUCCAAGACCAAUCUUCCAUGAAAUUCCAGGAGUUUAAUAAGACAUUCUCGGAGCAGAUGAGCAUCAUUUAUUCUGGAAUCCCUGAGUAUGUGGGAGUCAACAUCAUAAGGCUGAGUUCCGGCAGUGUGGUGGUGGAGCACGACAUCAUCCUGAAGGCCAAGUACACCUCGGAGUACAGGGAAGUACUGGAGAAGGCUUCCGAGAAGGUGAAAGAAAAAAUCGAGGAAGUGACCAAAGAGCAAAUAAUGAGUAACAGUACCUGCCUAACCUUGCUGUGCUUCAACUCGACUGCCACCAAGGUGCAGAACGUUACCGUGGCCCCGUACGACCCUCUAGAGGAAUGCCGCAAAAGCGCUGGGAACUUCAGCAAGUACUUCACAGUGGAGUACAAGGACCAGCAGCCACACUGCAUCAACCCCUGCAUGUCCGGCUUCAACUCCUCCGUAAACUGUAACUUUGGCAAGUGCCAGCUGAAGCUCAGUGGCCCGCAGUGCUACUGCCUGAGCACGGAAACUCACUGGUACACUGGGGAGAGAUGCGACGCAGGCAUCCAGAAGAGCCUGGUGUACGGGCUCCUGGGGGCGGGGGGUGCGGUGGUGCUGGCUGUCCUUGUCGGCCUCCUGGUGCUCACAUUCCGCUCCAGGAGACAAGUGAAAAGGCAAAAGCACAGAGUGUCUCAGUUGUACAAGUGGCAUGAAGAGGAGGGUGGACCAACCCCUGGGACCUUCCAGAACAUGGGCUUUGACAUCUACCAAGAGAAAGAUGAUUCCAUCUACCUGGACUCCAUCUAUAGUAACUUCCAGCCUUCACUGAGACACAUAGACCCUGAGACAAAGAUUCAAAUUCAGAGGCCCCAGGUGAUGGUGACUGCAUUUUAAGACACAAGCAGUUUCACUUAGAGCUCUGGAGUCCUAGAGAGAGGAGAUUCCAGUUCAGCUAAGCUUGGUGGAACAUUUCCCCAUUGAGAGCACCCCACAGGGAGUUGAUGAGAAGCAACCCCUGGACCAACCUAAAAGGAGAGAGAGAAGAAAGACAACAGUGUUGGGAAACUCUCAAAUAGAAACACCACGGAAGCUCCAAUGGUCUUGUCAUGAUACCAGGUUACACCCUCCUGCUUGUUUCCAGAGAGGUUCCUACUUACGCCGGCCCAGGUUCAGCACCAAGGACAGUACUCACCAGCCCGUUUCCAACCCUGACCCCCAUCAACACUGGACUGUACUUUAUGUUUUACAAAAUACUCUUGAGAAUUAGAGUGUCCCAUCUUCAUGGAAACAUAUAUAUGAGAGUAUAUAAAGUACAUACUAUUAUGAGUAUUUUUAUAGUUCUUACUUUUAUGGCUUCUGAUUUUUCCUUGGGA
Messenger RNA from Microcebus murinus (gray mouse lemur), 17527 nucleotides. Lineage: Eukaryota; Metazoa; Chordata; Mammalia; Primates; Cheirogaleidae. The record is from RefSeq and is a predicted model, not a curated record.